Messenger RNA from Drosophila elegans, 1140 nucleotides. RefSeq names its product odorant receptor 23a (gene Or23a). Gene Ontology annotation, molecular function: odorant binding; olfactory receptor activity. Gene Ontology annotation, biological process: detection of chemical stimulus involved in sensory perception of smell; sensory perception of smell. The transcript has 2 exons. Bases 1 to 1140 code for a protein of 379 amino acids. Gene Ontology annotation, cellular component: plasma membrane. The record is from RefSeq and is a predicted model, not a curated record. NCBI's taxonomy places the organism in Eukaryota, Metazoa, Arthropoda, Insecta, Diptera, Drosophilidae.
AUGGAACUCAGCGGAACCCCAAGAAUCGACUACUUUCGUAAACAGGUGUUGGCUUGGAGAAUCGCUGGCGCCUUUGAUCUCAGCGAGGGAAAAUACUGGAGUUGGGCCAUGGUGUUAAACAUGUUUGUAUUUUUUCCAACGACUUUGCUGAUGAUGUCGCUGUUCAGCAAUGAAAAUCCGAUGGAUAACAACAUAAACUUCAGUCUGACGGUCACAUCGCUGGCCACGUUCUUAAAGUUCUCGAUCUACGUGACCCAACUGACGAAAUUGGUUGAGAUUCAGGAAUUAAUUGCGCAACUGGAUGCUCGACUUUCUGGGGAGGAUCAGUUAGUCCGCCAUCAAAAGAUGACCCGUAAACUGCAAUGGAUGUCCAAGCUGUUCAUGGUUAUCUAUUUAUUUGUUAUAAUGAACAUAGGGAUUUCGUUUGUUUUCAAGAAGGAGAGAAGUUUGCCAUUACCCAUGCGACUUCCCUUCGACUGGAAAAAAUCGAUGACUGCCUACAUUUGGUCGUUGUUACUCGAGGAAAUUGGUAUUUUCUUUCAAGUCCUGGUGAAUUAUGCUGGGGACUCGUUUCCACCUUCAGCAUUGUGUCUGGUUUCCGAACAAUGCCAGUUACUGAUUCUGCGUAUCUCAAACAUUGGAUAUGGUUCGAAGAGUCUUAAGGAAAAUGAGGAGGAUUUGCUUAACUGCAUCAAGGAUCAGAACACACUCUAUCGCUUAUUGGAGGUGAUCCACUCCUUUAUUUCCUAUCCCAUGCUGGUGCAGUUCUUCGUGACUGGGAUUAAUAUUGCAGUGGCCAGUUUUGGCUUAGUUUUCUAUGUGCAAACUUUGGCGGAACGCGUUUACUACGUGUGUUUUCUAUUGGUCUUCACCGUGGAGACCUAUCCACUGUGCUAUUAUGGCACCAUGGUGAAGGAGAGCUUCGCAGAGCUCCACUAUGCGGUUUUCUGUAGCAACUGGGUGGAUCAGAGUGCCGUCUACCGAGGAAACAUGCUGAUCCUGGGGGAGCGGACCAAGAGGCAGCAGCUCCUUCUUGCCGGCGAUCUAGUUCCAAUCCACCUAAGCACCUUUGUGGCCUGCUGGAAGGGAGCCUACUCCUUUUUCACCCUGAUGACCGACAGAGAUAGUCAGGGUUCCUAA